GAUGUACAAAGGGCUAUAUAAAUACAUUUGAUUUGAUUUGAUUUGAUAUUCAUAAUAUUUCAGUUAACAAUUUAAUCAGCACCCAGAUUAGUCUUCAAUUUAAUUUUCACCCAGAUUAGUGUUUAAUUUAAUCUGCACCCAGAUUAGUGUUCAAUGUGAUAGAGCAAAACUCAGUACAGCACAUGAAUUAGAAAAUGUUGUUACAAAUUUGAGCCACGAGAUGGUGGUAGAUUAUAAAUUUAAAUAGCAUGGACCUUUGAUUUGUCUCUGGAUAGAAAUGACCCUUGGGCACAGAUCUAGGAUCAGUUUACUCUCACCAAAUCCUAACCUUUACCAUUAGCAGUAAAAACACAAACCAGACCUAAGAUCAGUGCAAAGGAGCCACUUCAUCUUACCCCUGUAAUUAUAUGACUCCUAACUUAUAUAUACUGAGUGUACCACGCCAUUGACCUGGGUAUGGCCUUCCUUGUGCAGUAGAUCAAUGGUCCUCUGGCUCAACACCUUAUGGAUGUAACAUAGAGACAAAUGGACUGUAUGGAACACAUUCUUGGUUCAUGGAAACCAGGAGGACAACCUGCAUGUGUCUCUGUCUCCCAGGGGCUACUCUACGGUUGGACACCUGGGAUGGGUGGGCGGAGUUCCUCAGAGGCUGCUUCCUGGGACACAGACUGACCGUCCAACGACACCUGUCUAGGGAGAGACCUGUGAUGAGGUUCCAGCUCCGGGUGGCACUCUACAUCGCUGCUUCUCUGGGCCACCUGGACCUGGCCGGCUGGCUGCUGGAGAGGGGGGUGCGUGUCAUUGAGCCGGUGGGGGUUCACCCUUACCGUGAGUGGUGCCACCAGACGGCCCACCCCGACGUCGCCAAGUGUCCCGCUGUCGCCUCCAUCGAGCGAGGCCAGCUCACCAUCCUCAAACUCUGUAUCGCCAGCAGCGUUCUGACCCUUGCCUGUCAGGAUCCCCUGAGGAUCGCCCUUCAGUACGGCCACAGGGAGCGUGUGAGUCACCUGGCCACCAAGCUGUGCUCUGUGGUGGUCCUCCCAGGUAUGGCCCUGCCCAUGCGGACAUACCUCCAGAUAAAGGGCUGGGUGAGGCUGGGGCAGAGGAGGGCAGCAUCCAGGCACUACAUGGGCCUCAACAGGGCUCCGUUCAGGACCAGGGUGGGCGACACGGUCCUGGUGGACGGCUUCACCCUCCCCAAGAUGUCCUCCAAGCCCAGGAGGAGUGAGGCCAAGGCAGGUAUCAGGGUGAUGUCCACAGCCUCUCGACGUUUGACCCCCAUCAACUGCCCAUCUCAUGCAACCUGCCCGCUCCGCGCCCUGGCAUCCCAGGAUAAACCUCUUCAACUACCGAAGCAACACCCUGUGGCCACGAGGGAUGAAAGAGAGAAGAAGAGGGGAUGUGGAGGGAAGGGAUGUGAGGAGGAUGAGAGUGGGGAUCAGAACAGCAACCAAUGGAGGAGCAGAGUCCCGCUCCCGCCCAUUUCCAGAGACACCAAUCUCAGACCUGUGUUUGCCUCGCCAAACUCCGCCCAGAUCCUCACCACCUCACUGGAGGCCUUUUCUCUCCACUGCGACCGCACACCCAGAGAAAACGCCAUAUACUGUUUGGCCUUGGCCAGUGCCUUCACACAGAGACCAUGGUUGCAGCAGCUGAAUGUAGCGCGGACUCUGUCCAGGAGGAGUGCUCAGCACAUUGGGUAGACACCAGGAUCCUGGUCAUUAGGCAGAUUAAACAUACUGAAACAAGGAGGGACAACCUGAAAUUGUCCAAAAAGGAACUCU
This is a messenger RNA of Oncorhynchus mykiss (rainbow trout), 1784 nucleotides long. The record is from RefSeq and is a predicted model, not a curated record. Lineage: Eukaryota; Metazoa; Chordata; Actinopteri; Salmoniformes; Salmonidae.